AAUUGGGUCACCGCAAAAACGCGCUGUUUCCUGCUGCGGUGAAGCGUCGCUGCAGGGCCUGCUAGAGUUCAAUUGUUGGCUCUUCCUUGCCUGUCUUCCUCGGUAAUUCCAACGUUCGAGUCCAUUAAGGGGCGGAUGCUUUAGACGCUUGUGCCAUCAAAGAACCAUCCGAUGCAUUUCAACAGAGGACGCGUGAACGCGUUGAGAAAGUGAACACCGCCAGUGAGGUUGAGUCUGAAGGAUUGCUUAAGCGAACUCAUUGGCUGUGUUUGACUUAGGCACACCACAACUGUGCCUCAAGCGGGCAACAUCCUCAAGACUUCACUCAAUUCCUUCAUUGCUUAACUCCGUAGUACGGGGUUUAGUAUGCCCAAACUCUGUCUUGAACAAACUUCCCAAGUUCUCAAAACACCUCACCACUAGUCUAUCAACUCCUACCAUUAAGGAGCAUGGUCGUUAGGCAGGAGGGCGAAUCCGCAAAAUUGUACUUUGGAAAUUUGCUUUUUUACGACUACCUCAGAUACAAGAGGCACCCUGUGUUCCUCAACCGGAAUCUCAGAAGGGCUCUGGAAUUGCAUGACAAGGAGGUCGAGACAAGCCAAAAUCAAACUCACCCCAACAUUCCGCCAGCCGGAUACGAACAUAUCGAUCGCCUUUUCUGGACGAUGCCUUCCACCGAAAUGAUGAGAAAAGAGGAGGCCAAGAAGGCGCUAGUUAUCGAGGUCAGGGGUAUGGUUCCCGAAAAUGCCAAAGGAGUAGUCGAUCCAACAAAAUCAAGUCCGUCCAAGAAGAAAGUCCCUCUUUUCCGAACAGAAACCCAACUUAUGUACUCAAUAUGGAGCCCUAAAAGUUCGUCAUUUCGGAAGACUUUCCAAGACUUCAGCGCGACCAUUGUCGGGACACAGACCAAUCGAGGAACCAAGAUUGUUGUGAACACCAGCAAGGAAAUUCGAAUUGGACUGGACGAUCUCUUGGUUCUUUCACCUGGAGAUUCUUGGAGAAAGGGCAUGGCAGACCGCUAUGGGCUCCAAAUAAGCAUUAAUUUCAGCUCUUCCGUGCAUGUUGAUGAAUUGUUUUCACACCUGGAUAUCAAGGAUUCGUCCUUGCGAGAGGAUCCACCCACUCGCUUGAUUGCGAAAUGGGACAACGUUUUAAAUUGUCCCGAAGAAGAGCAACUUCUGCCACUUUUUUACAGAGAUUCAGAACGUAGUGAAUUAAGGAAGCUUGGCGUCGGGGUGAAGGUCUACAUGCGUUGGAAAACCCCCACAGGCGUAUCGACCCUAGCUACUGCAAACCAGAGACUCAAAACGUCCCUGCGAAGUAAGCAGAGACAAGUCGUAGGCCAAGCACGAUAUAUACCACCAGAAACAAGCCCGGUCCGCCAAAAGCUAGCGAUCACGUAUGUCUUUGCCAAAGAAACACUGAAGCUUUACGGCCCUGUGUGCCCUCACUGUCACCGCAAAGAUUUUCAAACUUUCGAAGACCUACGAAUGCACUUCGACAGUUACCAUGACUUCUUCAGAUACCGAGUAAAGAUGGAGAAAGAAACUGCGAGCACCCAACACUGGCGACUCGAAUGCGAUGUGGCCAAUCACAAAGCCAACACACGAGCGAGCGAUAGGGCACCAGACCCUCGGGGAAUUCUGGUUGUCAAGCCAAAGAGAGCCUUUAACAAGAAAAAAUAUUUAAAUGAAGGAAACAAGGACUUUCAGAAAGAAGCAAGACUCCAAAAAACAAAGGCAUGGUCUUCCAAGACUGUGGUGCCAGUCCCUUUGCAUGAAAGGCGCAAGAAACCCGAAGAUGUUCCUGUGAAGCCAAAAACAGCAAGGAAAAAGUUUCUCUACAAGGUGCCAAAGGCUCCUCCGGGAAUUACUCUGUUCAGGACGAUCACAAAGAGGCCUUUGGUGGAAGGAGAGUGGGUCGAUGAGAGCGACGAUGAUCCUGAUGUGACUUGGCUAGAUAUGAAGAAAGAGACUGUCAUUCUGAAUGAUCCAAACAUUCCAGAACAAACAAAACGCGUACUUAUCGCGUUUGAUCGUCACAUGCGAGAGGAACAGCUCCAAGGUGAGAUACAUGUGGGUGACGCGCUCAUGCGUUUCACCCGCCUGAAUCUCAAAUGGCUCAUUCAGGAAAACCUUGACCCAAUAUUCAUAGACAAAGUCGAUGAGCUUUCUAGUGAUGGCCUCAUUUCGGGGGAUAUUUACCAAGCACUCAUCGGAAUAAUCCAAUUCUUCACCCGGGAAAGGCUUCGAAAGAGUUCUCCCCACUCAGACAGCAUCUACCGGAAACCUUCGCAAAUGCUGAUAAAUGGAUUUGAGGAUAUGAUAGCAAGUGUUGAAGGAUCGAAUCUUGAAGAAACAAAGAGCCAGCGAGACAAAGAGCAGGGUCUAUCAACCAACAACAUCCGGGAAUCUGUCGCUGUCAAGGGCAAGCGCAAGGGCAGAGCGAAAGCCACUCGCUCAGCAGUUCAGGGCGCAGACUCAGACGGCGACAUCGAAAUGGGAGACGCAGACACCCCUGUGAGCCCCUCCACCAAGAGAUCAGAGACACCCCCUAUUCCAUACGACGAAUGCCUUUGUGGGGAAGGAGCCUUCUGUUCAUACAACACCACAAAGCCUAUCAUUUGGUGUAACAAUCCUGACUGUGUCCGCCACGCCUUCCAUAUCGAGUGCGUGACCGGUAGGUGGGCCCCCAAAGAAAAGUUGGAUCCCAAACGAACAGACUGGUUCUGUCAAGAUUGUGAGCUAGAUCCCGACGUCGACACAGGAUCUGUCUCAGGAUUCACAGAGGCAAAGGGAGAAUGAUAUAACUGAUUUGGAUCUUUUUGGCAUGUUUUGGUUUGGUGGCUCACGAAGCAAGGCGUUUAGUGAGCUUUGGCGAAUUAGGAUCUAUCUGUUUCAAACACAUUUCUUGCUCUACUGGC
Lindgomyces ingoldianus is the source of this 2923-nucleotide messenger RNA. RefSeq lists its product as uncharacterized. The record is from RefSeq and is a predicted model, not a curated record. NCBI's taxonomy places the organism in Eukaryota, Fungi, Ascomycota, Dothideomycetes, Pleosporales, Lindgomycetaceae. The transcript has 3 exons. The coding region runs from base 450 to 2804 and encodes 784 amino acids.